AUGCCGAGAACUACGCCUCCGCUUACCAUAUCUGCGUCCCCUUCCCCCCCUGACACCCCCUUCCCGGCGCCCGCCCUGGCCAGGGCGAUCGCGGACGAUGUGCGCGCGCGCAAUUUGCGCCCCGUGUUCGAGGCGCUGAUUUCGCGCCUGCGCGACCCCGCGGAACUUGAUUCGGUUGCGCGGGACGUGCGCACGCUGCUGGGGGAAGGGGAGAAAGGGGGCGCGGGGGGGAGUGGAGGCGGGAGCAAGAGCGGAAGCGGAAACGGGGAGGAGAAAGAAGGCGCAGCGGAUGGGGCGAAGGCCAAUGAGGACCCCUUGAAUGCAUUCGUGGCAGCAUUCCUCCACGUGGUGUUUGAAACGGACUUGCUCGCUCAGAAGAUCAGCGUCGUUCCUUUUAUGCGCCUCGUGCCAAGGUUACCAGACGCGGCAAAGGUCAAGAUGAGAGACACGCUUAUCCCCAAGAUUCUCAAGUUCCUGACGAUCAAGCGGCCGCCCGAUGCCAGCCGGGCGGAGUUUUUUGUCCAUGCUGAGGCGUUUGCCGCCCUCGUGCACCUCGAGUUUGUCUCCAUUCAGGGUGCCGUCACCACCAUCCUCACGUUGCUACGCAAGCCAGACAACCGCUGUGCUGCAAUGACCAUGCUGGGGAAGACUGUCGAGCUCUGCGCCCCCCAGCUCGUGGCUCAGGGCGAUCCAGGCAAGAUGGAGGAGCUGAGGAAAGCCGUCUUGGGACUCCAGGAGGAGGCAUUUCGCUAUGACGUAAAUUACGUGAGGGACAGCCUCGGCUGGUCAGACAACCCAAUUACCACCUCUCCUGCUCCUGCCGCUACAGCCGCUCCUCCCGCCGUUUCCCCCGCUACAGUCGCUCUUUCUGCUGGUGCUGCCGCUACAGCCGCUCUGGCAGCAGCUGGAUCCUCCCCAGCUCCCCUCUCCGCCCCCCUCCCCCCAUCUCACACCCCCCUUCCGCCCUCGCAGCCCCCACUCCCCUCGUCUCAGCUCCCCUUUCCCCCGUCUCAGCCCUCCCUGCCCCUAGCCCAGCCUUCCAGACAGUCUCCUAUGGCAGUUACCGCCCCUCCUCCCCUCAACCCUCCUCACACCAUCCUGGCAGUGGGGGUGGACGGCAGCAGCAGCAGGGCGACAGCAACACUCCACCAUUCAUCCCUGUUCCCCGUGUGUGUCUCCCUUGUUCUUCCCAUCAGCCAUGCUGGUCCCACUCGACUCCCACCACGGGCAUCAGCACACCAUCCUGGCAGUGGGGGUGGAUGGCAGCAGCAGGGCGACAGCAGCAACACACCAUCCAUUCCAACCCCACCGCCUGCCUCCCCUGUGUUUGUCCCCCAUACUCACAGCCAUGCUGGUCCCGGUCGACUCCUAUCACGGCCAUCAGCACACCAUCCUGGCAGUGGGGGUGGAUGGCAACAGUGGAGCGACAUGGAGUGCGGCGAUGGACGGCAGUCUCAUCAUGUGGGGGGGCGACGGCAAGGUGGGGAGCGGUGGGGUAAGGUGAGUGAAGUUGGGGCAAGGUAUGCAUGGGGAUGGCAGUGGGGGUGGACGGCAGCAGUGGGGCGACCUGGAGUGCAGCGAUGGACGGCAGCCUCAUCAUGUGGGGCGGUGAUGGCAAGUGGGGCGACCGGGAGUGCGGCCAUGGACGGCAGUCUCAUCAUGUGGGGUGGUGAUGGCAUUGUGGUGGAAGGUUGUGCGGUCUCAAGGGAGGAAAGGCACUCCCAGGUGGAUGGCAGUCUCUUCAUGUGGCCCCUCCAGUCUCUCCUGCUUGGCUCACACUACGUCUGUGGCAUGAACCUCCUAUACUCGCCCUCCUCCCUGCAUGCUCCUUGUCACCCUUUCCCCGUCUGUCUCUCUGCAUCUCUUCCCUUCUUCCGCCUCCGCUUCCCCGCACUCCCUACAGCCCCGUCAGUCCCUUCUCUUGGGUUCACACUACGUGACGACAUGAGCGAGGGUCAACCAGCCGCCAACCCCGUUGCGCCUUGCAUCCUGCAACUCACAGGGGACGAGGGGGCGGGGGGAGGGGGGGCGGGAGGGGGAGGGGGAGCGGGAGGGGGAGGGUGGCAAGUGACGGGGCGGCUUGAUCGCAACCAGACGAGUGUGAUAUCAUGUAUCAAGGCCAUCGGCGUUCACCCGGACAUGGCAUUCAUCACAGCCGAGAGCAUGGCUGCAUCCGACGGCUCUCCUGCCUCCCCCCGCGACCGCAUCUGCUGCUACGACCUUACAGGGGCGCCAUUCUCCAGCCUGCACCCCGUCAGGCAAUACACAGAGCACGAGGUGUGUGCAAGAGAGCUACUCUUCUGUGUAUGGCCUUCCUCGCUUGCAUCUUCCUUCCCUCUCCUGCCUCCUCUCGUGACCGCAUCUGCUGCUACAAACAGGCAGGGGCGCCAUUCUCCAGCCUGCACCCCACAAUACACGUUUGGGCUCGAGGUGGGUGCAAGAAAGCUGUCGCGCGACCGCAUCUGCUGCUACAACCUGGCAGGGGCGCCCUUCUCCAGCCUGCACCCCGUCAGACAGUACGCGGAGCACGAGGACCUCAUCACGUGUCUCACAGUCUUCCCCCCCAACCCCAACCUCUUCCCCUCCGCAUUUCUAAUAUCAACCCCACUACGGAAACCAACCCCCCUUGACCUCGUUUCCCUUCCUUCCCCGCUUUGCCCAUCCCAGGACCUCAUCACGUGUCUGACAGUCUUCCCCCCCAACCCCAACCUCUUCGUCUCUGCCUCCCGGGACGCCACCAUUCGCCUCUGGGACCGCCGCACUUCCACCGCUGUCGGUGCAUGCCACUGA
This is a messenger RNA of Closterium sp. Naga37s-1, 2790 nucleotides long. The record is from the annotation of a GenBank genome assembly. Lineage: Eukaryota; Viridiplantae; Streptophyta; Zygnematophyceae; Desmidiales; Closteriaceae.